This is a messenger RNA of Gilbertella persicaria, 1212 nucleotides long. Its product is annotated as Lactonase, 7-bladed beta-propeller-domain-containing protein. Bases 40 to 1146 code for a protein of 368 amino acids. The record is from RefSeq and is a predicted model, not a curated record. The transcript is spliced from 2 exons. Gene Ontology annotation, molecular function: 6-phosphogluconolactonase activity; protein binding. Lineage: Eukaryota; Fungi; Mucoromycota; Mucoromycetes; Mucorales; Choanephoraceae.
ACAUUUUUUUUUUCUUUUUCCUUAUUUCAUUUUUAUAUAAUGGCAACUACAAGCGAACAAACACUUUACGUAUCUGGAUACACAAAUGAAGAAAGUGUUGGUAUUUACCAAUAUACUUUUGACACCAAAACUGGUGUUUUGACUCCCAAAGGCUUGGCUGCAAAAGCUGACAAUCCCUCUUAUUUAUGCCUGCACAAGACGGGCCAACAUAUGUAUGCUCUCAGCGAAGUUGACGAGUACAAGGGUCAAAAAACUGGCUAUAUAUCCACUUAUACACGUGAUAAAGAAACAGGUAAACUAAACUUGGUCAAUGAGCAACCUUCUGGUGGCGAACAUCCUUGUCAUGGUAUUUGCGACGCCACUGGUAACUACCUGCUUGUUGCUAACUAUAAUGGGGGGUCUACUUCUGUUCUCCCCAUCAAAAAUCCUGGGUCUCCAGAGUAUGCUUUGGGCGAAAUUUCGUCUCAAGUUAUCCAUAAUGAACAUUUCAAGGCCACAGGUGGUGUUCCAGACCGUCAAGAGAAGCCUCAUGUCCACUCUGUUGAUUUAGAUCCUAUCGCUCAACAAUACGUAUUUGUCAACGAUUUGGGUUGCGACUUGCUUGUUACUUAUAAAUUCGAUCGUCAAAACGCAGGUUCGCUUGCUAUCCAUUCCACUUUUGAGUUCCCUAAAGGCGCUGGUCCUCGCCACCUCAAAUUUGCUCCUAACCAUAAUCACUUUUGCUAUGUUGUCACUGAACUGUCAAAUGAUAUAUUUAUGCUUGAAUUCAACUUCCAAGAAGGCAAAUUUAACUUGAUUCAACAAAUUCAUGCACUUCCUGAGGAUUUUACAGGUUCAAACACUGCCGCAGAAAUUGAUAUUACGCCUAAUGGCAAGUUCAUGUAUGCCUCUAUGCGUGGCUAUGAUGCAAUCACGAUCUUUGAAAUUGAUGAAUGGAGUGGCAAACUCUCUCUGGUAGGUUACCAACCUACAGGUGGUAAGUAUCCUCGUCAUUUCACUCUUGAUCCCACUGGUAAUUUCUUGUUGGUCGGAAACAAGGACUCUAAUAAUGUUGUUGUCUUCAAGAUUGACCAAAAGACAGGUGCUUUGGCUGAAGUCUCAAAAGUAUCGCAUGUACAACCUACAUGUAUUCAAUUCUGGAACUAGAUACUAUAUUUUUCAAUACAUUUGUGAUAGAGAGUUUGCAUAAAAAAUGCAAAUGUUUUGACAUAA